CACACGCAUGCUCAAAAGUCAACAUGCUCACUGGAGCCUGUUGCCUUAAACACAAUGAGGUACAUCGUGCAUAUUAGGAGAAGCAUUAGCUCAGGAGUCAAUAUUUGCCUUCCUUUUCUCCUAUUCAUGCUUUGAAGAAUGGCUACACACUAGAUGAAGCAUAUAGGAUCUAACAGGGCUGUUAUCUGGCUUGGAUAAGCACUAUACAAUAUAGAUUAUUAUAGAAGUAACAGAGUGGUUUUACACAGACAGAUCUUUGGAAAACACUGCACUACACACACUGGGAAUACCGAAGCAUCCCCUCCUUCUGUUGGAACUUGUCAAGACAGCACUGCCUCCAGAAUGUUACAGAUGGUCAAUGACUGGCUGUGGUGGGAACGUCUGUGGCUGCCAGCAAAUGUCUCCUGGUCUGAUCUGGAGGACAAUGAAGGUCGUGUCUACGCUAAAGCCUCUCAACUUUAUGCUGUUCUGCCAUGCGCCCUCUGCCUGCUUGUUGUCAGAUACCUGUUCGAGACAUGUGUGGCCACACCACUGGCUAAUACUUUUGGAAUCAGGGACAGGGUGCGUCUUACAGCAGAACCUAAUCCUGUCCUAGAAAACUACUUCUGCACCCAAACACGGGUUCCAUCACCGGCAGAUGUGUUGUCUCUGUGUAAGAAGACCAGCUGGACAGACAGGAGAGUUCAACUGUGGUUCAGGAGGAGGAGGAACCAGGAGCGUCCUGGUCUUCGCAAGAGGUUCUGUGAGGCGAGUUGGAGAUGUGCGUUUUAUUUUUUUGCAUUUUUUGGUGGAGUUGUAGCUCUCUAUGAUAAACCCUGGCUUUAUAAUCUGAAAGAGGUUUGGGCAGGUUUUCCAAAACAGUCCAUGCUGCAAUCUCAGUAUUGGUACUACCUCUUGGAAAUGGGUUUCUACCUCUCCCUGAUCUUAAGCCUCACAUUUGAUGUGAAAAGGAAGGACUUCAAAGAGCAGAUUGUUCACCAUAUAGCAACACUGACUUUACUGAGUUUCUCCUGGAUUUCAAACUACAUCCGUAUUGGCACUCUAGUGAUGGCAGUUCAUGACUCUGCUGACAUCCUCCUGGAGGGUGCAAAGGUAUUCAACUAUGCCAAGUGGCACAUGACUUCUAAUACCAUGUUUGUGGUGUUUACAUUUCUGUUCAUGGUCACAAGACUUGUCAUUUUUCCUUUUUGGUUGAUCCACUGUACAUGGGUGUAUCCAGUGGAGGAAUUUGCACCCUUCUUUGGGUACUAUUUCUUCAACAUCAUGUUGUUGGUGCUCCAGAUACUCCACCUCUACUGGGCUUUUCUCAUAACACGAAUGCUUUUAAAAUUAAUCUUCAGCAAGUUGGAUGGUGAUGACAGGAGUGACGAAGAGGAGGAAGAUGACAGUGAUCCACAAAAAGAAACAAACCACAAACUGAACCAUAUGAAUGGAUCUGGAGCCAGAGGCCGAGCCAAUGGCCACUGACACACAGAGACAGGCAAAGAAGAACAGAACAGCAUGCACAUGGACAUUUUCAGUCUGAAUAACAGUGGUUAAAAUCUAAUUAAGUAUACAGAAAGACUGAGAUUAUUAUUAAAUGAACUGUGAAGGAAGAACCUGUAUUAUAUGAAGCAACAGUUUUUUAAACUCACUAAAUAUAGUAGGCAACAUUUAAUAAUAUGUUAUUUUAUUGUUAUCUGAUAAUAAAAACAGAAUGCUCUCA
This is a messenger RNA of Sphaeramia orbicularis (orbiculate cardinalfish), 1705 nucleotides long. RefSeq names its product ceramide synthase 3b (gene cers3b). The transcript is spliced from 12 exons. NCBI's taxonomy places the organism in Eukaryota, Metazoa, Chordata, Actinopteri, Kurtiformes, Apogonidae. The record is from RefSeq and is a predicted model, not a curated record. Gene Ontology annotation, molecular function: sphingosine N-acyltransferase activity; DNA binding. Gene Ontology annotation, biological process: ceramide biosynthetic process. Gene Ontology annotation, cellular component: membrane. The coding region runs from base 343 to 1467 and encodes 374 amino acids.